Prosopis cineraria is the source of this 1964-nucleotide messenger RNA. RefSeq lists its product as uncharacterized. The coding region runs from base 62 to 1486 and encodes 474 amino acids. The transcript is spliced from 17 exons. Gene Ontology annotation, molecular function: protein binding. The record is from RefSeq and is a predicted model, not a curated record. Lineage: Eukaryota; Viridiplantae; Streptophyta; Magnoliopsida; Fabales; Fabaceae.
CACAGUUCUCCCUCCGUCACUUCUCAUACCUACCAUUUCUCAAGUUCGCAAGCGGGCAAAAAUGGACAAAUAUCUAGUCAAUUUCAAAUCCUCCGCCGAAAGUGCUCGCUCUUUCGGAAGGCGUAUUUGGGAAAGGCAAGCCAUAGAAGUAAAUGGAAGAUUCGAUCCUAAUUAUCGACAUCAGAUGUUUGAUAUGUUAGUUCGUUCCUAUUCUGAGGUUGGGGCUUUCCCGCAUUUGUAUCAUGUGAAUGGAAAUGGAGAGCCUUGCCAAUCUCAUGUGAAUCGACUUGCAAGUGAGGCAAAUACUGAUCACAGCGUGUUUUUUAGGAAGCAAGGCAUCUCUGCCGUAGACUUUGACAAGAAGGGAAUAUACCUGGUCUCUGUGACAAAAUCAGGUUGCUUAACAGUUCAUGACUUUGAAUCCCUAUAUUGCCGGAUACAUGAGUUAAAAUGCUUGGAAGAAGAUGAAAGCAAGCAUGUAAUGCAUCUCUCACUAAAUCGGCAACUUGAUGUUGUACAAUGGAAUCCACUUAACCAGGACGAGGUUGUCUGUGCAUCUGUAAAAAGUAAUGAAGUACUUAUAUUUGAUGUUGGCUAUAUCUCUUCUGAACCAGUUGAAGUUUUAAGAACAAGACAAACAGCCACAGUACAUGGAUCUAGCAUUCUCAAAGGUCUAUCUGAUAUUGCCCUCAUGUCAAAUGACUCAAAGAUACUUGCUUCUGAUACACAUGGUGGAAUCAAUGUAUGGGAUAGAAGAGUGAAAGCUCUCCCUUGUCUUGAGCUUGCAUCUAGUUCCUCUGGUAUGCUUAACAGCAUCCAAUUAAAUGCAGAAAAUCAGAUCAUCUUUGGUGCUGGGAAGGAUGGAAUGGUGUAUGUAUGGGAUAUUCGGGGUGGAAGAGCAUCUUCUACUUUCCAAAGUCACAAAGAGGCAUGCCAUCCACCUAUGAUGUCAUUGAGAUUGGCAUCGCUGAUGGAUAAGAUUGAAUCUCUGAAGGCGCAAUCUGAUAUCAUUCCAAAGGAGAUACACUCUAUCAAUCUUAAUCCAUCUUGCCCAUAUCAGUUGGCAUUCCACCUUGAUGAUGGCUGGUCAGGCGUUCUGGAUAUUUAUAAUCUUAAAGUCACGCAUAUUCAUUGCCCCCCACCUGCUUGGUUAAAUGAUUCUUACGUUUCAGCUGAGCCAUCAUAUAUUAGAAAACCAUCAUGGUUAUCCGCAUGUUCGAUCUAUGUAGUUGGUUCAUCAUCAGAAUGUGGCAUUCAUCUCCUGGAUUUCUAUCCCAGCGCAAGUUCAUCAUGCCAUGUGGAUUUCAAGGAGGAUAAACAGGAAAUGUCGGGAGUGAAGAAUCAAAACAGAUUUGUUGGUUUAUCUGAAGGAGUAACUGCAUGUGCUAUUCAUCCCUUAUAUAAUGCCAUCAUAGCUGGUACGAAGUAUUCAUCUUUGCUCAUGAUUUCCCAGAAACGUGAGUCAUACAGAGGUGGAGAUUAUUAGUCUCCAUCAUUCAUUUUCGCUUGUUUAUUCUAGCUGCUCUAUUAAUGUCUUAUCCUCUUGCAAAUGAGUUAGUCUUUGUAACAAGUCCAGUUUCUCUCCUCUACGUGUCUCAUCUGAAACUGUUAAAUUCAAUCAUUGGAUGGUCCAACAAUGUAGCGGACAGUUCACUUAGCGGAGGGAUAACUUUAGUCAGUGUAGCAAGCAUUUAGAUACAAUAUUUUCUAGUUCCAAUCUCCAAAUGGUACUGUGUCUGGGAAGAAAAGAAACCACAAAAUAAAACUCAUGGGCAUGAAAGACUACUUUACAACAUUAUCUGAGUAUGUAGCCGUUGGGCUGCGCAUUCUUGCAGAUCUCAGACAUGCUUGAUGAAAGAGUUUGCAAUCUAAAGCCAUCGCCUUCCUACAUUUAAUCUCCUGUAAAUUGUAAAUUUCUGGAACUCUGCUUGAAGCAGAUCUCCCCAAUCUUAUAUCUUAUUGGG